Armigeres subalbatus is the source of this 3310-nucleotide messenger RNA. RefSeq lists its product as uncharacterized. Gene Ontology annotation, molecular function: zinc ion binding; nucleic acid binding. The coding region runs from base 152 to 3310 and encodes 1052 amino acids. NCBI's taxonomy places the organism in Eukaryota, Metazoa, Arthropoda, Insecta, Diptera, Culicidae. The transcript has 2 exons. The record is from RefSeq and is a predicted model, not a curated record.
UUUGCGGUAUACUCGUUAUACUUAUUGCCCUGUUGUAUAUCAGCCAUAGUAAGCCUACACUAUAUUCUUGAGCUGAUUGAAAUCGAGUUUCAUCGCUAAACGAAAGUGUAGUUUCUUGUUGAUUAGAACAAUCUCAAGAAUAUACUCUAACAUGGCUCACAAGGGUAAAUCAACGACCUUCCUCGAGAGCACCGUGCACAACGACUCAGCGAGCGCCUGUCCAGACUGCGACCGUCCAGACUGGGCCGACGAUAUGGUCCAAUGCGGAGAAUGUGAAGAUUGGUAUCACUUCAGCUGCGUGGGCGUAAGUAGAUCGGUAGAACAUCGGCCCUGGACGUGCGCCGAGUGUUUACCAAUCAGUGUUAGCAGCCGAUCAUCUAGGAUGUCUACUACUAAAGCGCUAGAAAUGCAACGUCUACAAGAAGAGCAAGAAAUCCGCCGAAAGCGUUUCCUACAAGAAAAGGCGUUGGAGAAGAAGCGGUUGGAGCAAGAGCGUCAGCAAAUACUAGCCGAAGAAGAGCUGGAGAGGACGUUUCUCAAGGAGAAAUUCGAGCUGCUAGAGAUGCAGGAAGUCGAUGAAAAAGGAAGUACAGUGAUUAGCCGUAGGAGUAAUCGCGAAAGUAUUUUGCAAUGGAUGAGGAACGACGGAACUGUGGAACCAAGAUGCAGGACAUUGAAUGCAGCCAUUGGGCAGCCACCAAAUCCGGAAGUACCCGAGCAGCGCAAAAUUACUGUCGGUGGUAGAAAUGUAGUUUCGACUUAUCCUGCGGUCAAUCCACCCAUGCUGAAUUCUCAACCCGUCGCAUCAAGCAGCCAGAUCUCUCCUCAAGAAAGAAACGAAACUGUCGAGAUGAAUACCAUGAAUCAUAGGAGUCCAGUUCCGAAGCCACGAGCACCCGCACCUCAGCCUCGGCCUCGUAUUCGAAAGUCAACCCACCAUGUGCCCCCAGCACCACCAGCUAGUGCCGUGACGGAUAACGCCACUCUCGAUAUCCCACCGUUGCCCUUUGAAUACUGCUCUUCUGAGGUGGAUAUGUACCUUCCUCCUCAACGGAAAAGUGCUGCCAGAAUUAGACGGGCAAACCCUGCCCUACAAAGCACGCAACUGCCGACCUUCCUGGACGAGGUUCGGCCUGAUACGACAUUCCAGCCAUCAUCACGGAACGUAAGACAUACGGGAUCACAAUUCAUUCCCGAUAUGCAUGUCAGGGAUGAAAGUACUGCUGAUCAAGGUCCAACCGCAGCGCAAAUUGCAGCCCGCCGUGUUAUGUCCCGUGACCUUCCAGAUUUCUGCGGCAAUCCGGAGGACUGGCCUAUAUUUAUUAGCCAAUACGAAAUCACUACUAACAGCUGCGGAUUUAGUAACACUGAGAAUCUGAUUAGAUUGCAGCGGUGUUUGAAAGGCCAUGCUCGCGAAUCCGUAAGAAGUCGCCUGCUUCUGCCCGCAUCUGUCCCACAAGUGAUUGAAGCACUUCGGAUGCUGUAUGGGCGACCAGGGCUGAUUAUAUCCGCACUGUUGAACAGGGUACGUGCUGCACCAGCACCAAGAUUGGAACGACUCGAAACGGUGAUCGAAUUUGGAAUGGAACUCCAAGGACUUUGCGAUCAUUUGCAAGCGUCAGGAGAAACCGCUCACAUGAACAAUCCAUCAUUAUUACAGGAGCUGGAGGACAAGCUACCGUCGCAGAUGAAGCUCCAGUGGGCGAUGCAUAAACAAAUCGUGCAAUGCGUGACACUGCAAACAUUUGCGAGCUACAUGUCGAGCAUGGUUACAGCGGCGAGUCAGGUGACCAAAGUAGUUAAUUGUUCCGUAGACCGCCGUACUGCGGACUCAAAGAAGAAGAGUAUGCAAAGAGAUAAAGCACAGCUAUACGCACACGCUGCGGACGAACAAUCAUCGAACCCGAUCACAAACGAAAAAAUUGAGUCACGAAGCUGCGCAGUCUGUAAUAAACCAGGUCACCGUGUCAAAGAGUGCACGCAGUUCUCGGACCUUAACGUGGAAGAUCGUUGGCGCAGCGUUCAUAGCUUGAAGUUGUGCCGUACAUGUCUGAAUCAACAUGGCAGAAAUCGAUGUCGACUAUCAACCAAAUGUGGGAUCGAUGGAUGCGAAUUUAAACAUCACCCACUUUUGCAUUCCAGAACGGAUAACAAAGCCAAACCAAUCACUGCGGAAAACCACUCGCACCGAGAUCAAGGGUCGAAGACGUUGUUCCGAAUUGUUCUCGUGAAACUCACGGGGCGUGCUGGUACAGUGCAAACCUUCGCCUUCCUGGAUGACGAAUCCGACCUAACGCUGAUCGAGAAAUCCGUAGCGCAGCAGUUAGGUGAGUAUGGACCAAAAGGAACAUUGUAUCUCAAUUGGACCAGCAAUGUGACUCGAUGCGAAGCAAAUUCCGAGGAAGUAUCCGUUAGAAUAUCGGGUGUAGACGGUGCACAACAAUUCCGGAUUCAAUCUGCCCGAACGGUAUCCGAACUCAAGCUUCCCACACAGUCGUUGAAUAUGGAAAAAAUGUCUCAGCUCUAUCCUCACUUAAAAGGACUUCCAGUAACAGGCUAUAAAGAUGCCGUGCCAUGCUUGCUCAUCGGUUUGAAUCACCUUAACCUGUCGCUUCCAUUGAAAUGCAAAGAAGGUCGGAAGGAAGAUCCAGUUGCGACGAAAACAAGGCUUGGGUGGUGCGUCUAUGGUGGAAGUACAGGUGCAACGUCAGUUGGUGUAAGCUGCCACAUUCUUCAAGUAAACCCUGAAAAGGAUCUCCACGAAGUAGUUAGGGAAUAUUUCGAACAGGAAGAUGCUGGAUCAAAACCUUUAUUGGAAUUGGAGUCAACUGAGACCACAAGAGCAAGGAGGAUCCUAGUAGAAACGACAGUGCGGCUUCCGGAUCGUUUUGAAACCGGGCUACUUUGGAGAUUCGACAAAUUUGAGUUUCCGGAGAGUUACUUCAUGGCACUUCGGCGAUUAGAAUGCUUGGAGAGGAAAAUGUGUCGCGAACCGUCGCUAAAAGCUAGCGUACUGCAACAAAUUAGCGAGUACCAGAGUAAAGGUUAUGCUCAUCGCGCUACGGAGAAGGAAUUAUUAGAUGCUGAUCCGCGCCGGAUUUGGUACCUGCCCAUCGGUGUUGUGACUAAUCCUAGAAAGCCGGGAAAGAUCAGGCUGGUAUGGGAUGCUGCAGCCAAAGUGGACGGUAUAUCCCUCAACACAGUUCUGCUGAAAGGUCCUGACCUACUUAACCCUCUCCCCGCUGUCUUAUUCCGCUUUCGUGAAAAACCGGUGGCAAUUAGCGGCGACAUUCGUGAAAUGUUUCACUAA